This is a messenger RNA of Homarus americanus (American lobster), 1857 nucleotides long. Its product is annotated as C-type lectin domain family 4 member M-like. The transcript is spliced from 8 exons. NCBI's taxonomy places the organism in Eukaryota, Metazoa, Arthropoda, Malacostraca, Decapoda, Nephropidae. The coding region runs from base 317 to 1261 and encodes 314 amino acids. The record is from RefSeq and is a predicted model, not a curated record.
AUCUAGUGAGAGCCGGAUCACAUGGGUCCUCUGUUAGUGCAAGAGAAAGCCAUCUUCAGCUGGGUCACACAUGCAGGCUUCCAACUCGAGUCAAAGUGGUGAGAAACAACUUCAAUAAAGGUGUACCUCCAACACCGCCCCUACAGCAACACAGUCGUUACAGAAGCGUAGUGACGUGUGGAGGCUUAAGUACUUCAGACUCCUGUUCUAGUCCCUGGACACACCUAAGAAUAAGACUGGCCAUCCCCAGCCAACUGCUGUCGCAAGUUCGUAAGGAAACACAAGACGUCAGAUAUUUGGCAGCCAGACUGAGGCGAUGACACAAGUGCUGCAACAACAUAGUGAGGUGGUACGGUCCCUGCUGGCCCAGACAGAGUCAUUGAAGGAGACAUUAACAUCUGUAACUGGGGCACAAAGCGCCCAGAAUCAUCUCUUGUUAGCACUAAAGACUGAACUGGAGACUGAGAAGCAGACCAAACGAGCACAGAGGCGCACCAUCCAGGACCUGAGGAUGGAGUUUCACACCCUGAGGGAGGAGAGUCAGACGUGGCGGAAUCACCUCAGACGAAUGGAGGUGGAGGUAAAGGCUGGCCUGCAGAAGUCAGAGGUGGCAGCCCAGGAGGUCACUAUAGAAGUAAAAGGGGCAACUGACCGCACCAACAGUCUGGGGAAGGUGAUCCGGAGCAUCCAGCGGAGCUUGCAGGGGCUGGAGCAGACAGUGAGCCGACACACGGCCGGCCUCACGACCCUCAGGAGGACCGUAGGCAGAAGACCUCAGCUUUCACCGGACACCACGUCAUCCUCGCCACCGACUGAUGCCCCACAAGGUAAAACUGUGGACUGUCCGCACCCAUAUGCACGCAUCGGUCUGGGCUGCUUCACCGUCCACUCUACGCAACAACUCUCCUGGCAACAAGCACGGGACCACUGCAGGGGUAUCGACGGUGACCUGGCCAACCCUUUUGACUUGUACGAUAUAGUUCUUUUCCUUGACGAUUCCUUCCCAGAAUCUGUGUAUUCGACCUCAGGAGGCUGGGGAUUCUGGAUCGGUGGAACCCUCGACACCAAUGGAACUUGGCAGUGGGUGUCUGGCAUUCCGGUCGGCACACAAGUGGACUUCUGGGGGCGGGGAGAACCGGGCGACGCUUUGGGCAACGAUGAACGCUGCCUGUUCCUCCACGGUUGGUGGAGGUUCCGUGCCGGGGCAGACCCGUGCACAAGUGAGAAGUACUUCAUCUGUGAGAAGAAAAUUGAUUUAUAACCUUGACAACAUUUUUGUUUUUCACGCACAAUGAAGAAUCCAUUUUGGAGUCAGUGGUAACUCUUCAUUUAAAAGCAGUAUACAUUAAAUAACAAACCUAGAUUAAUUGUCUCAUAUUAAUCAGCAUUAUAAUACAAUGUUAUAUGGAAAUAGUACAGUUCUAACCUUGAGACAUAUCUAGGAUUGUGUUGUCAAGCUUCUCUACAGUACAUCAGGGGUAAUCACAACAACAUUCAACACUGAGAGGAGAAAACACCAUCUUCUGAGCCACUGUGCAUGUUAACCCAUAUUUUACUAACACACUACUCUAAGAUUUGGCCACAUUUACAAGUCUCUGUUUUCUGUGACCCAUACCUAGUAAUUUGAUAUAUUUUUUAUAGUUUUCUUGUUGUAAUACUUGUAAGAUAUUCACCAAAAAGUUUAUAUAUUUUAACAAAACUUUAAACAGUACUUAUAUCACAUAAAUUAUUUUAAAAACACCGCAAUUUCACUGUUUUUUUAAUGGUCAUUGUUGUAGGUUGUGCAAAUGUGUUAAAAAAGUUUUAUUUCUAAAAUAAAUGUAACCUAACCUUAGUGGGUAUGAAAAACAGACCUAA